Ambispora gerdemannii is the source of this 3375-nucleotide messenger RNA. The record is from the annotation of a GenBank genome assembly. Lineage: Eukaryota; Fungi; Glomeromycota; Glomeromycetes; Archaeosporales; Ambisporaceae.
AUGCCAUCUACACAACCCACUGCAACUUCAAUAUCUGCUCCCGUUUCAAUAGACAACAAAUAUUAUACGGAUUUUAUUCCAAAGGAUUUACCAACACUAAUAAUAGAAGGGGCGCAAGCUACAAAUAGGAAUAACACAGUAGAGCAAAGCCACCACGAUGGGCAAAGAAAAUUGUUGCACAGAACUGGUGAAAGUUUUAAUACUGUUGGUAGUGGGUCGCUUUCUUCAACCGAAGAUUUCGAACAAUAUCACCCUGCUAUCGAUAUUCUUGAUAUUGAUAGUCCUUUGAUAGAAUCGGAUAUUGACGAACAACUAUUACAGAUUGAACAAUUUGGUCCCACCGUUUUAUGCGACUCGCCUGCUCCCUUAGAACUACCAGUGUAUUCACCUCCUGAUGGGGAGGUUUUGAAUGAAGCUAUAAUGGCCAUUAAAACUGAUACUCAAGAAAAUCCUCAGAUACCACCGAAGCAACUAACUUCUACGAAACAACAACUACAGAAGAAUUCAAAAAACCAACAAAAACAUCCACAAAAAACACAAUCAAAUAGUUCUCCCGCGCCAGUUAUUACAACUUCUGACCCUAAUGGUGAAGAUGUAACAAAUAGUAAUGUGGCGAGCGAGCAACACGUAAAAGUGAAACCAAAAAAAAUUCUGGGUAAUUAUAUGCUAACAAAAACUUUAGGUGCUGGUAGUAUGGGAAAGGUAAAACUCGCUACUCAUUCUUUGACCAAUGAAAAGACAAAAGAUAAAGAUCCAUCCACAAAAGAAGACAAUAAAGAGAUUCGUACUAUUCGAGAAGCAUCGAUAAUGCUUCUAUUAUAUCAUCCAUAUAUUGUAAAAUUAAAUGAAGUAAUGAAGUUAGCAGACCACUAUUAUAUGUUUUUUGAAUAUGUGAAUGGCGGUCAAAUGUUAGAUUAUAUUAUUAGUCAUGGCAAACUAAAAGAAAAACAUGCGAGGAAAUUUGCUAGACAAAUUGCAAGUGCUUUAGAUUAUUGUCAUCGAAAUUCUAUUGUGCAUCGAGAUUUAAAAAUAGAAAAUAUUCUUAUUUCUAAAAGCGGCGCGAUCAAAAUUAUUGAUUUUGGAUUAUCAAAUCUAUACUCGCCGCGAGGACAUCUCUCUACAUUUUGUGGUUCAUUGUAUUUUGCGGCGCCUGAGUUAUUAAAUGCUAAAUUAUAUACGGGUCCUGAAGUUGAUGUUUGGAGUUUUGGAAUUGUUCUUUAUGUACUUGUCUGUGGUAAAGUUCCCUUUGAUGACCAAAGUAUGCCCGCAUUACAUGCAAAGAUUAAAAGAGGAAUAGUCGAGUAUCCCAGUUGGCUAAGUAACGAUUGUAGGAAUUUACUUUCACGAAUGUUGGUAACAAACCCUGCUAAUCGUGCAUCACUUGCCGAAGUAAUGAAUCAUCCUUGGAUGAAUAAAGGCUUUGAUAAACCGCCAGAAAAUCAUUUGCCUCCACGUUCACCGCUAACUCUUCCUCUUGAUCCCGACGUAAUUCAUGGAAUGGCUGGUUUUGAGUUUGGUUCCGAUCAAGAGAUUAGAUCGAAGCUUGAAAGCAUAAUCAAAAGCGAUUCCUAUCAAAAUUCAAUAAAAGUACAUCAAGUUACUAGCAGCAAUAACAAUAAUAAUGGUCAUGACCUUAAGAAAAAAUCUAGCGGUUUUGAGUUCUAUCGCAAAAAAUUAGGAACCAGUAGUAAUACAUCUCAAGAUGAUAAGGCAAUCACAGCAGAUCCUAGUCAGGCUGUUCAUCCUUUAAUAUCAAUUUACUAUUUAGUCAAAGAAAAAAUGGAAAGAAAUCGUCUAAUUCAGCUUGGAAUCACCCCAAAAUUUGGAUCUUCAUCUUCGUCAUUUGAAAAAGGUACGAUGCAUAUACCACAUAUUCCUGUUCCUGAUCCGUCACAUUCUGGAAGUAAUGGUAAUAGUUAUGAUCCAACUAUUCGAGGAGCUAUAAUGCCUGGAAUUUCAAAUUCUAAUUCAUCUGUGGUAAGACGUGCAACUGUUCCUUCUGGAACAAGAACACGUUCAAGGACGAAUGGCGAGAAUGGAUUGACUAAUAUGGCUAGCGUUCCUCCUGCUGUUGAUGAAACAGAAAUUCCUGAAGAACGUUUGGAUGAAAAUAGUGGCGAAUUAAAUUAUGGAAGAAAAAGUAAUGAACAUUCUAAUAAUAGUGGUGGAUUAAUAAGACGUUUAAGUUUAGCUAUUGGCAAUCAAAUGCGUGAGACAUUACCAUCAUCACCAACAUCUACGAAUUCUGGUACAUUAUCUCCCAGAAGCAGUGAACAUCGACGUCAUGGCUCUUCUCCUAAUGGUCCAAAGCGAGAAGGCUCUGGUCAUUUGUCUUCACGUAUUACAAAUAUGUUAUCUAGAGCGACUUCAGUAUCUGAAGUUGAGUAUCGUCGUCAUCGAUCAAGAAGUUCUACUGGUGGGAAUCGGCUCAGCGGUACUCAAAAAAUACCUGGAUCCAAAGCACCGGUUGGAGCAUUACCACAAGUUGAUUCUCCUCCCCUUGUUACAUCAACACCAUCUACUCCUAAUCGAUCUUCUUUUCAUCAAACUGCAUCAUCAUCAACUUCAACUUCAAGUCGUGGUUACCAUCAACGCAGUACUUCCACUAGUGGUGCUUCCAUGAUAAAAUCUGUAAUAGGAAGUAACAAAGCCUCCAAAGGAUCAAAAUCAAAUGAUAAUGACUUUAAUUUUUCACCUUCUUCUUCAAUACCCGGAGGAAAAGCAGAUGCUUAUAUAAGACCAGUUUUUCUCAAAGGUCUUUUUAGUGUGGCUACAACUUCCACAAAACCACCAUCAACUAUUCGCCAAGAUCUUAUUCGGGUCUUGGAACGAAUUGGUGUGAAAUGGCGAGAAGGCCGUGGCGGAUUCGAAUGCGUACACAUUCCCAGUAUUGACCUUAAAUCAGUUGUACAUGGAAACAAUAAUAAUAUGUCUGGAAGUAAAAGUAGUAAUCAGUCUACAUCACAAGCAGUUUUAACUAAUCAUCACCACGCACAUUUUAGUCGAACUGAUCGCAGAAGCAGUGUCUCUUCUGUACAUUCUGCUGGAUCAACACCCUCAGCUUAUAAAGAUAGUUAUAUACAAGGUCAAGAUUUGGAAUUUUCACCAGACGGAGAAGUUCGGCUGUCAUUAUCUCCUAAUAAUGAAGAUCGAAGUCAAGCCAUUACCAGUAGCGGCGGCAGCACCAAUUAUAAAAACUCGAAUAAAGGACAAGGAUCAGCGAAUGUUACUGAUCUUGUAGUACGGUUUGAAAUAUUUAUAGUUAAAGUCCCAUUAUUACUUGGGGUACAUGGAUUACAAUUUCGACGAGUUGCCGGUGAUCCGUGGCAAUACAAAAAUAUGUGCUCAAAGAUUCUAGGAGAAUUGAAAUUGUAA